Molecule: messenger RNA, 375 nt
Organism: Erythranthe guttata (spotted monkey flower)
Lineage: Eukaryota; Viridiplantae; Streptophyta; Magnoliopsida; Lamiales; Phrymaceae
Product: transcription factor MYB73
Biological process (GO): regulation of DNA-templated transcription
Cellular component (GO): nucleus
Molecular function (GO): DNA-binding transcription factor activity, RNA polymerase II-specific; RNA polymerase II cis-regulatory region sequence-specific DNA binding
Source: RefSeq, a predicted model, not a curated record
AUGGCGGCGGAGGAGGUUCGCGACAGGAUCAAGGGGCCGUGGAGUACGGAGGAGGACGCGUUGUUGAAGAACUUGGUUGAGCGGCACGGCGCUAGGAAUUGGUCGUUGAUAUGCCGGUCGAUUCCGGGGAGAUUGGGGAAGUCCUGUGGGCUGCGGUGGUGCAAUCAGCUCUCGUCGGAGGUGAAGCACCGCCCGUUCACGACGGAGGAGGACGAGACUAUUCUCAAGGCGCACGCCGAGUUUGGGAACAAGUGGGCGUCGAUCUCGAGGCUGCUCGUCGGGCGCACCUAUAACGCGAUUAAAAACCACUGGAAUUCGCCGCGGAUGUGGCGGCCGGCAGCGGCGGGGAGGAGGAGUGGCGGACGCAGUUGUUGA